AUGCACAACCUUUUUCUCGGGACUGCAAAACGAAUGAUGGAUAUUUGGAUUGCAAACAAUUUGCUUGAUGACAAAGAUUUUGUAGAGAUGCAGGAAGAGGCUAAUAGAAUGGUACUCCCUGUAGGAUAUACGACUCUGAAGAUAAAGAUUGGAAAGAAAUUUCCGUUUAUGAAGGCAGAUGAGUGGAAAUCAUGGUGCCUGAUAUACUCUCCUGUUCUGCUUAAGACACGCCUAGAAUUGACGAAGCCAAGUAUCACCAAAAAUGGGAUCAAAAAAGCUCACGAAAGUUUGGAGGAGUUCUGUGUUGGUUGUGAAGACUUUUAUAAACCAGAUGUAUUCACGCAAAACAUGCAUCUCCAUCUCCAUCUAAAAGAAACGAUUGAGGACUUUGGGCCAAUUUACGGAUUUUGGCUAUUUAGCUUUGAGCACUAUAAUGGUGUAUUGAAAGGGUUUGAGACAAACCAGAAGAGUGGGUUCGAGAAUACCUACAUGAAAAGGUUUCUUGAGAAUUCUUACAAUGGUGACUUUUGUCAAGUGCAUCUCAGAAAUGUUACCAGCCCUUUACUCCUCUCUCUCUUUCUCAAGCUGUCUGGUCGUAAAAUCUAUAAUCCUGCACUUUCGCCACAUCCUUUAAUACCGUCAUUCUUUCACUUGCCAACGUUCCUACAAUCCGCUGAAAAGCCUUCAAAGCAAACAUUUGGCAACGAACCUCUACCUCUUUCCGCUCUACCAUUGUGUUUGAAGCCACCAACAACAAUGAGAAAAUCCAAGUAUGAUUGUCUGCUUGAUUUCUAUAAAAUUGAGUAUGACAAUGAUUCUCUUUGCAGUGCCAAGACAACAAUCAGGAAUUGUUGGUUUGUGAAUGACCGAAUCCAGAAGAUUUCGUCCAUCAAUCUUCUUGGACAAGUUUACACAGGUGGAGAAGGCUUGGUCGUGAGAGGAUCGCAUAUACAAGCGAAAUUUAUUGAAAAAAGUGGAGACUCUGAGGAAAGAUAUGCUGGUCAUAUUAAGUACUUGUUCUUGCACGAUUUUACACCAAACCUCACGCACACCAACCUUUCCCCUUGUCACAACCCCCAACACGUAUUUGCCUUCGUUGAGUGA
Molecule: messenger RNA, 1104 nt
Organism: Phycomyces blakesleeanus NRRL 1555(-)
Lineage: Eukaryota; Fungi; Mucoromycota; Mucoromycetes; Mucorales; Phycomycetaceae
Exons: 2
Coding region: 1-1104 (367 amino acids)
Source: RefSeq, a predicted model, not a curated record